Messenger RNA from Salvelinus fontinalis (brook trout), 1207 nucleotides. Its product is annotated as regulator of cell cycle RGCC-like. Bases 191 to 550 code for a protein of 119 amino acids. Gene Ontology annotation, biological process: regulation of cell cycle. Lineage: Eukaryota; Metazoa; Chordata; Actinopteri; Salmoniformes; Salmonidae. The record is from RefSeq and is a predicted model, not a curated record. The transcript is spliced from 5 exons.
UCACUACGGUAACCACAGAAGCCGCGAGCAGUGACCUGAUUGGGUGCUGCAGAGCGCGUCUUUUCCGGUUGUGAGUAGAGUCUAUGGAGGCUUUAUAAACAGAAGACCCCACCUAUCAACUUGAAACUUCACUUCUUGAACAGUUUCUCUCUUAUAUAAGUCAUCAACCGUACAAUUCCAGCUUUUCAGAAUGUCUACAGAGAACUUUUCAGACUUGGAGCAGGAGCUGACUGAUCUGCUCCAGGAGUUCGCUGACGUGGUUGAGGAGUUGAGAGAGCCUUCCCAAAGCGUCCCGUACGAAUACGAGCUGCUCUUGUCUGAAGCCAAACGGCGCACCGGGCUAGGGGACGACGGCUCUGUGGUCAGCGACAGCGGCGUGGAGGACACUAGUGAUUGCAGCAGUGAGGCGUUUCUGGGUAACAGUUUGAACACCAGUGAAGAAGAGAUCCACACUGCAGGCAUAACAGUAACGCCCAAAGCCAGAAUGGGAGACACAGGAGACCUACAGAGAUUCAUCGACAGUUUGGACCGGGAACUUGCUGAGAUGUGAGCGGAGAGACGGAGAGAGAUGGGGAGAGACGGAGACUGAGAGAGAGCUGCUGAGACCACGGGGAGAGCGAAGAGAGAACAGACCAGAGGCUGCACGGCUGGCUACCUCUGAACACACAAACACACUGAUCUAAAACAGUUCUGUUCGGAGAAAGCCAGCUCUCUCUUGGCCCCUUUGGGGCAAAAAAGGAUAAACAUGAGGAAUUAAAAGGGCAUCAUGUUCCAAUAUCUAGAACACCGCUGGACCUGAGGUGGUAGACUACAUCCCUUCCCUCAGACUGGUGGCGUAUUCACAGCUAAAUCAAGCUGUUUUAUAGUCAACGUGAAUCUCUUCAAUAGGAGAACAUGAUGUGUGUGAAAUGGCAUCCAAGUACAACACUUGCUAAUCACAAGAUCUAUAGUGGGAAAAGUAGGGUUUAUGCCAACCUGCUGUUUCCUGAUGGAAGGCCUUAUAAGAGACCCAUUGUCCUCAUCACAACCCAAUGUGUUAGACCUCCCCCAUGUAUAGUAAUUGUUUUAUAUUAUAUUGUAAAGUGAUGUACAGUAUUAUAAUGCCUAUACUACAAACAGACCACUGCCUAACCUGAUGGUGAUGAUGAUGAUGACGAUUUUUGUACAGAUGAAUGCACAGAUGAAUAAAGAUAGAUAUUUUUUUAAA